Molecule: messenger RNA, 2110 nt
Organism: Anopheles maculipalpis
Lineage: Eukaryota; Metazoa; Arthropoda; Insecta; Diptera; Culicidae
Gene: Cpr
Product: NADPH--cytochrome P450 reductase
Exons: 7
Coding region: 66-2105 (679 amino acids)
Biological process (GO): response to hormone
Cellular component (GO): cytosol
Molecular function (GO): NADPH-hemoprotein reductase activity; flavin adenine dinucleotide binding; FMN binding
Source: RefSeq, a predicted model, not a curated record
UUGCUUUCCUUUGUGUGCUUAGAACGUGUGGAUUAGGCUAGUAACGGUAUUGUUUGCAGACACAAAUGGACGCCCAGACAGAAACGGAAAUGCCCACGGGUAACGUGAGCGACGAGCCCUUCCUCGGCCCGUUGGACAUCAUCCUGCUCGUCAGCCUGCUGGCCGGCACAGCCUGGUAUCUGCUUAAGGGCAAGAAAAAAGAAAACCCAGCUAGUCAGUUCAAAUCCUACUCGAUCCAACCGACGACCGUAAACACGAUGACAAUGGUGGAGAACUCCUUCAUCAAGAAGCUACAAUCCUCCGGUCGCCGUCUGGUGGUAUUUUACGGUUCCCAAACAGGCACGGCAGAGGAAUUUGCCGGUCGUCUGGCGAAGGAAGGAAUACGCUAUCAGAUGAAGGGUAUGGUGGCCGACCCAGAGGAAUGUAACAUGGAAGAACUGCUGAUGCUGAAAGACAUCGACAAAUCGUUGGCUGUGUUUUGCUUAGCCACGUACGGCGAGGGUGACCCGACGGACAAUUGUAUGGAGUUUUAUGACUGGAUACAGAACAACGAUCUGGAUAUGACCGGUUUGAAUUACGCGGUGUUUGGCCUCGGUAAUAAAACGUACGAGCAUUACAACAAGGUCGGCAUCUACGUGGACAAGCGGCUCGAGGAGCUCGGGGCAAACCGAGUGUUUGAGCUAGGACUCGGUGACGAUGAUGCGAACAUUGAGGACUACUUCAUCACGUGGAAGGAAAAGUUUUGGCCAACGGUAUGCGAUUACUUCGGGAUCGAAAGUACGGGCGAGGAUGUGCUAAUGCGCCAGUACCGUCUGCUGGAACAACCGGACGUAACCGCCGACCGUAUCUACACUGGCGAGGUGGCCCGGCUACAUUCGCUUCAAACGCAGCGUCCACCGUUCGAUGCAAAGAACCCGUUCCUGGCGCCGAUCAAGGUGAACCGGGAGCUGCACAAAGCUGGCGGCCGGUCCUGCAUGCACGUGGAGUUCGAUAUCGAGGGUUCGAAGAUGCGGUACGAGGCGGGUGACCAUUUGGCCAUGUAUCCGGUGAACGAUCGGGAUCUGGUGGAGCGGCUCGGCAAGCUGUGCAAUGCCGACCUGGAGACGGUCUUUUCGCUCAUCAACACCGACACGGACAGCAGCAAAAAGCAUCCCUUCCCCUGCCCAACCACGUACCGGACGGCACUAACGCACUACCUGGAAAUAACGGCCCUACCCCGCACGCACAUCCUGAAGGAGCUGGCCGAGUACUGUUCGGAGGAGAAGGACAAAGAGUUCCUAAGGUUUAUCUCGUCGACUGCACCGGAAGGCAAGGCGAAGUACCAGGAAUGGGUACAGGAUAGCUGCCGCAAUAUUGUGCAUGUGCUGGAGGACAUUCCGUCCUGCCAUCCGCCGAUCGAUCACGUGUGCGAACUGUUGCCACGCUUGCAGCCCCGCUACUAUUCCAUCUCCUCCUCGUCCAAGAUCCAUCCGACUACGGUGCACGUGACAGCGGUGCUGGUAAAGUACGAAACGAAAACGGGCCGCCUGAACAAGGGCGUUGCGACGACAUUCCUUGCGGAAAAGCAUCCGAACGAUGGGGAACCGUUACCACGUGUGCCAAUCUUCAUACGCAAGAGCCAGUUCCGUUUGCCACCGAAGCCGGAAACGCCCGUGAUAAUGGUUGGACCCGGUACCGGGUUGGCACCGUUCCGUGGCUUCAUACAGGAGCGGGACUUCUGCAAGCAGGAAGGCAAAGAAAUCGGACAGACAACGCUAUACUUUGGCUGCCGAAAGCGAUCCGAGGACUACAUAUAUGAGGAUGAGCUGGAAGAUUACUCCAAACGGGGCAUCAUAAAUCUGCGCGUUGCCUUUUCCCGCGACCAGGAAAAGAAGGUGUACGUGACGCAUCUGCUCGAGCAAGACUCGGACCUGAUAUGGAAUGUUAUCGGCGAAAACAAGGGACACUUUUAUAUUUGCGGUGAUGCGAAAAAUAUGGCCACCGAUGUGCGAAACAUUCUGCUGAAGGUCAUACGCUCAAAGGGUGGGUUAAGUGAAACCGAAGCCCAGCAGUACAUCAAAAAGAUGGAAGCGCAAAAGCGAUACUCAGCGGACGUGUGGAGCUAAUCCUG